AUAGGCCUUCCAUCUUUCGCUAGUAUGAAACAUCCGCGGGCCUUCGAACAGAUCUUUCAGCAUGUAACUGCACUCACGUGGGUUUCAAUGUUCCUUGGUUUUGCCGUGACUGGUUGGAUUGUUUGGCUCAGCCUAAUAUCUUGGUCAGUCGUUGAAGCUUAUCACUUGUCCAAGAUUAUUCACGCCAGCGGAACGACAUCCGAAUCGGAAACCCUGUUGCGACGUGGUAUAAAGCUUACGCUUGCUAUCUCCUUUAUCUUCACCUACGGGCUCUUUUGGUGGAAUGACAGGGGUUCAGAAGAGCGUGGAAGCCACCCACGUAUAAUCAUGCGCACUCUACCGGUUUGGAAGAAGCUUCAACAGUACUUUCCAAUCAACCUGGUACUGUGUGAAGAUAUCAUGGAUGUAAAUCCUUCUGUGAAAAGUGCAAGGUCAGCUCAGGCGGGUGAACAUCAAACUGUGGUGGCUUCUAAUCCCUCAUUAUUUCCAACAAAUCGAAACUACCUCGUUGGCUAUCAUCCACACGGGAUCUUUGGCGUUGGUGCAUUUGUUAACUUCGCCACUGAAGCUAAUCAAUUCUCUACACUGUUUCCUGGCCUAAAGCCGUGGAUAACAACCCUGCCGAUCAACUUCAAAGCACCGUUUCAUCGAGAUUUUCUUAUGAGCUUUAAUGUGAUCUCGGCAACCUACAAAGGGAUAAGCUAUUUGUUGGAUCCCGGAAAAUGUGGCUCGACUGGUAAUUUUGUGGUCAUCGUUAUGGGAGGUGCACCAGAAGCUUUGGAUUCCCGACCUGGAAAAUACAUCUUCCAUACAAAUAAACGUUACGGAUUUUUCAAAUUAGCUCUCAUGACUGGCACUCCACUCGUCCCGUGUGUUUCGUUUGGUGAACCAAAUAUGUACCACCAGGUGAGAAACCCACCUGGAUGUCGUUUGCGAACCUGGCAAGACAAGUUCACCGAAUUUGCUACCUUUUCAACACCACUGUUCUACGCUCGAGCGCUGCUGCCAUAUCGUACUCCAAUAAAUACCGUAGGUAAGCUCAUUUUCCCAUAUAAGCAAUGACAAAACUAGUUGAAGACAGCAACACCUUAAGUCGAGAUUUUACCUGCUUCCACAUUUCCUAGUGACACUUUUGGAGAGACAGUAGCCAAACCUAGAAGCUUCAAACGGUCACGUAACACUAGUCUUUUCAAUGGAAUAUUCUCUGGUGUAGAUGCACUACUCAGGUGGAAAAAAUUUCCGUUGAAU
This is a messenger RNA of Opisthorchis viverrini, 1248 nucleotides long. RefSeq lists its product as hypothetical. NCBI's taxonomy places the organism in Eukaryota, Metazoa, Platyhelminthes, Trematoda, Opisthorchiida, Opisthorchiidae. Gene Ontology annotation, biological process: triglyceride biosynthetic process. Gene Ontology annotation, molecular function: diacylglycerol O-acyltransferase activity. The transcript is spliced from 3 exons. The record is from RefSeq and is a predicted model, not a curated record. Gene Ontology annotation, cellular component: endoplasmic reticulum membrane. Bases 25 to 1062 code for a protein of 345 amino acids.